GGCUGGAGCCAGUACCAUCAGGCCAGGAGGUGGAGGCUGGUUUUGGAGCGCUUCUUUCUAUUUUUGUUUGAAACAAGAGCCAAUCAAAAGGAAUAAUUGAGGAGUGGAAGAGGGAGGAAACGUGAGCGGGAGUAUUGCUUAUGAACAACGUGCCGAGGCAGAGGGGGGGAUAGUUUGAGGUACGGAGAAGAAAGAGAUCAAGGCUGGAUUGUACAAGGAUUAACACAAGAUGAGGAUCAGUAACCCAGGCACAGUGUGUUUGAAGCAGGCUGUUUCCACAGCAGCUCGUCGUCGCAGGUGGAAACGCAAGGCCAUGUUGUUAUUGACUGAUGUGUCAGGACCCAAGCAACUGAGUGUGCUGUCACGUAGCUGUUGUCUGAUUGCACCUUGUCGCCGGGGAAUGAAGAGAUCCCGCCACAGACGGAAUACAAAGAAUGCUCAAGUUUGGGAAAGUACAGAAGAGGUGUGUGAAGGAGAUGACACUGAAAGAUCAAAUGCCACAGAACAAGAUGAAGAACAAAAUGAGGAAGAAGAAAAUAAUACUGAAUCUGCUCCUUAUAGUACAGAUGGAACUGUUAAUGGUUCACAUGCACAAAGCAGGACUCAGAAAAAACAUGCCUGCCAAGCCACAGAGGACAAUGGAGAAGCAGAGUAUCAGGAAUUGUAUACAGAUUCAUUUGCCCUUAAUGGGAUUCUCAGCAAUGAAUCAUCUCAAGAUUUCAUUGACGAUACUGCUUUCCCUGGAGCCAGUACAAGACUGUCUGUCACUGCAGUGAACAUUGGGAAUGAGCAGGCUGUUGUCCUUAUGUCCCCAUCACAGAAGUUGACAUUUCAAGGAAGGUGUCGCAUGACUUGUCUAUAUGGGAGUGUCCAAGUGUUAGGCUUUACAAUUGGACAGGAACAGCCUGCGUAUUGCCUGUACUCCUUACCGACACAUGCUGCCCUGAGCAUCGAAGCACUGCCUCAUUGUAAACCUGGCCGUACCAAGCGAGAGAUGAAAAUGGAGGUGAAGGCUGUGUUCCGGCAGCAUGUACCAGCAGCAUCAAGACACAAUUUGAUAAAAGAAGUGACCUCUUCAUGCUCAGUUCUGCUCUUGGAGCAUCUUGACACCCCAAGCAUGGUUUAUCUCUCCAGCUUCCCAGAAUACAAGGAAGUCUUUACUUCACAUCCAAAGAAGAUGAAUUCUCGAAAACAUGCAUUUCUUGAAUGCUCAGCUUUGACAUCUAUUGGAGUCAUUCCCCUCCCUGAUGAUCAAGGGAUAAAUGUGUCGGAGAGCUGGAUAGUCACUGUGCAGGAACUUCUAAAAACAUGUGAAGAUGAUGAUGGAUUUCCUAUUAUCCUGGUAUGUGGAGGAAAGAAUUUUGGAAAAUCAACCUUCAGCAGAUAUCUCCUGAAUUCAUUUCUAAAUCAUAUUCCAUGUGUGGAGUUUCUGGAACUUGACUUGGGUCAGACGGAGUUCAGCCCCCCUGGCUGCAUGGCAUUACACUUGGUGACGGAACCAGUUCUCAGCCCACCUUACAUGCAUCAGUGUGAGCCCCGUAAAAUGGUGUAUUAUGGUGAUGUGUCGUGUGAGCGGGAUUUGGAUCGAUACUUAGAAAUUGCAAAAUAUCUAUAUGCUGGAUGCAGGAAGGAAGCACCUUUGGUCAUAAACACUAUGGGCUGGCUCAAAGGAUUUGGUUUGUCAAUUUUGGUUGAUCUGAUUCGGCUCUUGGCUCCAACCCAUGUGGUGCAGUUUGGAAGCACUGAGAGGAACCAGGAUCUUCCACUCCUCACACCAGAGUUUGUGCAGACAGCAGCUGGAUGGCAAACUAAGGGAAAGCAUCACAUUCAGCAAAAGCCUGUAGAUUUCAGGAUGCUGUUGAGCUCCACAUCAGAGGAGGAGGUGGAAGAAGAGGAUCAUUUAACGCUGCAGGGAGGAUUCCAGGGGCAUAGGUUGAUGUACAUUCAGUCUGAGGUCCCUGGAGGGGGAGAUGGAAGCUGUUUGAGACUCCGCAGCAAUAUCUUAAGAGAAUUGGCUCUUCUGGGUUGUUUUAGUCAACUGCAGCCAUCAGACACUGGGUGUCAUUUGCUUUUGCACAGCAUGCUACCCUAUCAGGUGCCAUUUAAUGCAGUUGCUCUCCAUGUGUUACAUUGUGAUGUAACUCCUACCCAUAUUUUGUAUGCAGCCAAUGCCAGUUUAGUUGGAUUAUGCAGAAUACCAGAUGUUGUCUGCUCCCAGGCAGAUGGGCCUGUGUUGCUCCCAAAACCUCCAAUGUGUGACUGUUUCGGUAUUGGAAUAAUACGUGGGAUUAACUUGGAAAAGAGAUUGUAUUAUAUACUGACACCAGUUCCUGUGGCCAAGCUAAAGCAGGUUAACUGCUUGCUGAUUGGGGCAAUCACUAUUCCCCAUUCACUUUUCAGGAACCAGCCUGAAGUGACAGGAGACGUUCCAUAUUUAACGUCCGAUUAUUCCUUCAGUGUUUCUGGAGCUGGAAAAAUCAAAGUAUGUAAAGAGCUGAGGAGGCGGGCAUAUCGUAAAGAUGUAUCAUAAUGGGAAGAAUUCCUGCGCAUCCUUAAAUCAGGGCAAAUGAACGUUUGGUAAUAUGGGUUAAUUGGCACUGUGCCUUAUUGUAGUAUUUGGGGUUUAAAAAUAAGAGUUUGAGAGUUAAACGUUAAGGGUCUGCAGACCCCUUUAAAAUGUUUGUUUUAGCCUCCUUUCUUCCCCCUCCCCAACACUUUUUAUCCAUCUCAGAAUGUCAACUAAUCCAUGCUGAAUGAGAAAUGUUUGUUUUAAAGUUUGACACUGAGUAUUUGUAAAUAAAGAAUCACUUGGUAUCCCA
Messenger RNA from Hemiscyllium ocellatum (epaulette shark), 2819 nucleotides. It is a transcript of the gene nol9, whose product is annotated as nucleolar protein 9. The coding region runs from base 230 to 2530 and encodes 766 amino acids. Gene Ontology annotation, cellular component: nucleus. The transcript is spliced from 13 exons. Gene Ontology annotation, molecular function: polynucleotide 5'-hydroxyl-kinase activity. Gene Ontology annotation, biological process: cleavage in ITS2 between 5.8S rRNA and LSU-rRNA of tricistronic rRNA transcript (SSU-rRNA, 5.8S rRNA, LSU-rRNA). The record is from RefSeq and is a predicted model, not a curated record. Lineage: Eukaryota; Metazoa; Chordata; Chondrichthyes; Orectolobiformes; Hemiscylliidae.